CAGAGCCUGAGUGGCGAGCGCGAGCGAGCAGGAGGCGCAUUGCGAAGUGUUCCUCGUGCAGACCGGUCGCUCGCCGGUACACCGAUGUGGUGAGCGCGUUCUCCAGAACAGCGGGGAGACUUACUAAAAGCACGCGCAUAUCCAUGCUUGGUACUUGGCCUUCUUUUCUUUGCCAAUGCAAAAGGAAAUAUGCAGCGAAGCCUCGCUCUGCUUUGCACCGGUUUCCUGGGACUGUGCUUUGGUACGAGUUUCCCAAGUAAUAUCAACAUAGGGGGCCUGUUCCCUACCGAAUCCCACGAAUAUGAAGUAUUCCGGUUUGCGCUUUCACACCACCAGGAUAUUCCCAAAUUGGUACCUCAAGUGGAUAUGGUGAAGAUGGGAAAUAGCUUUUCCAUGACAUACGCGUUUUGCUCACAGUUUGCAAAAGGGGUCUACGCCAUCAUCGGCGUGUACGACCGGAAGACGGUGAACAUGCUGAUGUCAUUCUGUGGCGCUUUGCACGUCUGUUUCGUCACGCCCAGUUUCCCCAUCGACACGUCCAACCAGUUUGUCAUCCAGCUACGGCCCGAACUGCAGGACGCACUGGUGGGCGUCAUCGAGCACUACAAGUGGAGCAAGUUUGUCUACAUGUAUAGCUCCGACUCAGGACUGACAGUUCUGCAGAAGGUUCUGGAUACGGCAGCAGAGCAGAACUGGCUGGUGACCUCGGUGAAUGUGGAGACCAUGACAGAGGCAUCCUUCCUCAAAGUCUUUCAGGACCUGGACAAGCGGAAGGAAGGGCAAAUCAUCAUCGACUGCGAACUAGAGCGCCUCACCUCCAUACUGAAGAAGAUUAUUGAACUGGGGAAGAACAUGAAGAGUUACCACUACAUACUGGCCAACCUGGGGUUUCUGGACAUCGACCUGACGGAGUUUAAGAGAGGCGAGGCCAACGUGACUGGCUUCCAGCUGGUGAACUACACCGACCAGAACAUCAGCAGAAUAAGACAGCAGUGGAUGGACUUCGACAACAAAGUCCCCAAGAGGCCGUUGAAGUACACAGGGGCGCUCACAUACGAUGGCGUCAAAGUGAUGUCCACAGCCUUCCAGAACCUUCGACGGCAGAGGAUUGACAUUUCACGCCGUGGCAACGCUGGGGAAUGCCUGGCCAAUCCGCCAGCCCCCUGGGGCCAAGGCAUCGACAUUCAGAGAGCCCUACAGCAGGUCCGGAUCGAGGGUUUGACGGGGCACAUCCAGUUUAACGAGAAAGGCCGACGGACCAACUACACCGUCAGCGUGAUGGAGCUGAAGGCCACAGGGCCAAAGAAAGUGGGGUACUGGAACGAGGAUGAGAAGUUUGUGAGCACGUCGGCCUACUUCCCCGGCAGCAACGGGACGAACGGACUCCAGAAUCGCACCUACAUCGUCACCACCAUCCUGGAGUCCCCGUACGUAAUGCUGAAGAAAAACCACGAGCAGCUGGUGGGCAACGACAAAUACGAGGGAUACUGUGUGGAGCUGGCGGCCGAGAUCGCCAAGCACGUGGGAUACCAGUACAAGCUCAAGAUCGUGGCCGACGGCAAGUAUGGAGCCCGGGAUCCAGACACCAAGAUGUGGAAUGGGAUGGUGGGGGAGCUCGUGUACGGAAAGGCUGACGUCGCUGUGGCGCCGCUGACAAUCACGCUGGUGCGGGAGGAGGUGAUUGACUUCUCUAAGCCCUUCAUGAGCCUGGGCAUCUCCAUCAUGAUCAAGAAGCCCACCAAGUCCAAGCCGGGCGUGUUCUCCUUCCUGGACCCGCUGGCCUACGAGAUCUGGAUGUGCAUCGUGUUCGCCUACAUCGGCGUGAGCGUCGUACUCUUCCUGGUCAGCCGCUUCAGCCCCUACGAGUGGCACGGCGACGAUGACGACGAGGGCGUCGAGACCGGCUCCAGCCAGCUCACGCCGGCAGCUCCGGGCCAGCCGGGCCAGGCACAGCAGAGCCAGGAGCAGACCAACGAGUUCGGCAUCUUCAACAGCCUCUGGUUCUCGCUGGGUGCGUUCAUGCAGCAAGGCUGUGAUAUCUCACCCAGAUCUCUCUCAGGUCGCAUUGUCGGUGGUGUGUGGUGGUUCUUCACCCUCAUCAUCAUCUCCUCAUACACGGCGAACCUGGCGGCCUUCCUCACCGUGGAGAGGAUGGUGUCACCCAUCGAGAGUGCGGAAGACCUGGCCAAGCAGACGGAGAUCGCCUAUGGAACGCUGGACGCUGGCUCCACCAAAGAGUUUUUCAGGAGGUCAAAGAUCGCCGUGUUCGAGAAAAUGUGGUCCUACAUGAAGUCGGCAGACCCCUCCGUGUUUGUGAAGACCACCGACGAGGGUGUGAUGAGGGUGAGGAAGUCGAAGGGGAAGUAUGCCUACCUGCUGGAGUCCACCAUGAACGAGUACAUCGAGCAGCGCAAGCCCUGCGACACCAUGAAGGUCGGAGGGAACCUGGACUCCAAGGGCUACGGCGUGGCCACGCCCAAAGGCUCGCCGCUCAGAAACCCAGUAAACCUGGCCGUGUUAAAGCUGAAUGAGCAGGGCCUGCUGGACAAAUUGAAAAAUAAGUGGUGGUACGACAAGGGCGAGUGCGGCAGCGGAGGAGGUGAUUCCAAGGAUAAGACCAGUGCUCUGAGCCUCAGCAAUGUCGCCGGCGUCUUCUACAUCCUGAUUGGUGGUCUGGGCUUGGCGAUGCUGGUCGCCCUGGUGGAGUUCUGCUACAAGUCCAGGACUGAGUCUCGUAGGAUGAAGCAAUCCAUCAGUGACGCCAUGCGCUGCUCCACGCUGACGCGGAUGAGCGGGAACGCCAGCGGCGGCGAGAAUGGCCGCGUCGUCACCCACGACUUCCCCAAAGCCAUGCAGACGCUGCCGUGCGUGGGUCACCCUGCUGGCAUGGGUCUAGCCGCGUCAGGCAUGUGACUGGCCCCGGAUGGCCACGCCCCCGACAUCCGCCUGCCCACCAGGCAGCGGGUGCACCGUACUGCCAAAACACACUCUCGGACUUUUCUUGGUGAAACCGGCUACUGCUAGAACUUUUUUCUAACGUGGGAUAUGCCAGCAAAAAGAAAAUAAAAAUGUUUCAGUGAAAUAAAAGAGAGAGAAAGUGAGAGAAAGAGAGGAAGACAAACGUGCAAUAAGAGGCUAACGGGACUCUUCUUACCAAACCGCUUUGGUUCACACGACGGGACUCUUUUGGACAAACCGCUUUUGUUCACACGACGGGACUCUUUUGGACAAACCGCUUUUGUUCACACGACGGGACUCUUCGUGACAAACCGCUUUUGUUCACACGACAGGACUCUUUGUGACAAACCGCUUUGGUUCACACGACAGGACUCUUCUUGACAAACCGCUUUUGUUCACACGACAGGACUCUUCGUGACAAACCGCUUUGGUUCACACGACAGGACUCUUCGUGACAAACCGGUUUGGUUCACACGACGGGACUCUUCUUGACAAACCGCUUUUGUUCACACGACGGGACUCUUUUGGACAAACCGCUUUUGUUCACACGACGGGACUCUUUUGGAUAAACCGCUUUUGUUCACACGACAGGACUCUUCUUGACAAACCGCUUUGGUUCACACGACGGGACUCUUUUUACCAAACCGCUUUUGUUCUCAUGACAGGACACUUUUGGACAAACAGCAUUCAUCCACACAAUGGGGUUAAAAACAAGUGUGUGUAGUUUGACCCCCGUGUUGUGCCAGUAUAACACUCCUGUUUCCUUCUGUCUUAAGUGUCAUAUGAGUGUUGUCCUAACCUUAUUUUCUUUAUCAAAACAGGACCAUGUAAAACACAUGAUUCUUUGCACAGAUUCUUAUGUGGCUCAUAUGCUGUAAUGAUUCAUAGAGGGGAAGUGAGAAUAUGCAGCCUAUUGUAAUGAUCGGGGGAAGCCAGUUACUCUGGACACACACCGGGUCCAGUGCCAGUGGACACAGGGGUCUAGUGCUAGUGAACAGUGGACACAGUGUCCAGCGCUAAUCCAGUGCUAGUGGACACAGUAUCCAGUGCUAAUCCAGUGUUAGUGGACACAGUAUCCAGUGCUAAUCCAGUGUUAGUGGACACAGUGUCCAGUGCUAGUCCAGUGCUAGUGGACACAGUGUCCAGCGCUAAUCCAGUGCUAGUGGACACAGUAUCCAGUGCUAAUCCAGUGUUAGUGGACACAGUGUCCAGUGCUAGUCCAGUGCUAGUGGAUACAGUGUCCAGUGCCAGUCCAGUGCUAGUGGACACAGUAUCCAGUGCCAAUCCAGUGCUAGUGGAUACAGUGUCCAGUGCUAAUUCAGUGCUAGUGGACACAGUGUCCAGUGCCAAUCCAGUGCUAGUGGAGUGUCCAGUGCUAGUGGACACAGUGUCCAGUGCUAAUCCAGUGCUAGCAGACACAGUAUCCAGUGCCAAUCCAGUGCUAGUGGACAGUGUCCAACGCUAGUCCAGUGCUAGUGGACACAGUGUCCAGUGCUAGUGGACAAAGGUUGAUUUGCUUCCCUCAUUAACUGCAUAGCCUAAUUAAAAAAACAUAUCAAUUUUUCACUCUGUUGAUAGUGUAAAUACUCUGAUGUAAAUCUUAACCUGGAAAAGGCGAGGAAUUUGAUUUGGUGUUGAUCAGUAGAGCAUAGUGUGUGUGUGUGUGUGUUUGUUUUUUCGUGUGUGUUUUUGCACCUCAACAACCUUGCUUUGCUGCUAUGCCUCGUAUAAGGCACCAUACCUCGUUUGUGCCGAGAUUGACUCGGGCAUGUGCUGUCGCAUGCCCCGCCAAUCAGUCCAUUGGAUAAGCAGCGCCCCCACAAGGACGCCCGCGGAAAUGUCACGAGCCACUGUGGUUAAACGUCCUUUAAAUGAACUUGCCACUGUCGCCCCAGUCCCUCACUGCCUGAACAUUCCUCCAUGCUACACACGGCAGUAUCUUGUGUUUGUUCUAGACUCCGAGCCAAAGCCAGGUGUUUUUGAAUAGUGUCACUACAGUAUAGACAUCCUUUUGAUACAAUAUUCUUUUACACAUCAGUCAGCUGUCUAUCAGAGUUAUUCAGCAGGCUUUGUUCAUCUGCCAUGCAUUUAUAACGUAAGAUAAUCAAGUGGUCUGAAAGCAAGUUGCUGUCAUUUCAGAACCGAGAUCGGCGGGUUUGUACGGACCAAAUGCUAAUGUAGACAUUGGCACACUCUUCGAUCCCUCCACACAUGUACACAGACACACACACGGCAUUUCAUAAGGUUGCGGCUAAAUAUUUCAUGUGUCCACAGCGGGGUCCUUCACUGACCUUUCCGCGUCUAUUUUCCUCAUUGUCGACCUCUGCUGCUACUUUUCCAGACACAUGUACACUAAGGCCAUUCCCCAGACCUGACGCGUUCGCCGUGGCCAAACAUUCUAGGCAAGAACCAGGCUUUUAAUGAGCGCCCCACCCCCCAAGACAGCCACAGUGUCCAAACAGCUCUCACUGUGUCUGAAUGAAGGAGCCUGCAGCCCUCUGACGAGCCCGCCCCUCAACGUCUCGUACCCGAACAGGUUUUAUAAACAGUAGUUGAUUUGUAGUCUUGAGAGAGACAUUUGUAUUUUAAAAAAAAUGGCAUGACUUGUGGCUGUGGAGACGAGCGAGCGGAGGGAGCUCUGGGGCCUGGUCGUGUUGGGAUCCUUUGUGUUUCUGGUUAAUAGUGUUACUCUGUUUUGGGGGGGUUUUUUAAUGCAAAAGUGAUCCUGUGUGCUCACUCAUAUUUCACUGUCUUGUUUGUUUAUUUGUUGGUUUUCUGUUUAUCAGAAAGGUAUGGCUGCAUAGGAAUGGAAUGGAUGAGAAUAAACAUUGAAUCAAAAACAAUGAAAAAUAAAUACAACUUUU
Electrophorus electricus (electric eel) is the source of this 5822-nucleotide messenger RNA. RefSeq names its product glutamate receptor, ionotropic, AMPA 1a (gene gria1a). The record is from RefSeq and is a predicted model, not a curated record. Gene Ontology annotation, molecular function: ligand-gated monoatomic ion channel activity. Gene Ontology annotation, cellular component: membrane. Lineage: Eukaryota; Metazoa; Chordata; Actinopteri; Gymnotiformes; Gymnotidae.